This is a messenger RNA of Carassius carassius (crucian carp), 1224 nucleotides long. RefSeq names its product prepronociceptin b (gene pnocb). Gene Ontology annotation, biological process: sensory perception; neuropeptide signaling pathway; chemical synaptic transmission. The transcript is spliced from 3 exons. The record is from RefSeq and is a predicted model, not a curated record. Gene Ontology annotation, cellular component: dendrite; neuronal cell body; axon terminus. NCBI's taxonomy places the organism in Eukaryota, Metazoa, Chordata, Actinopteri, Cypriniformes, Cyprinidae. Bases 173 to 877 code for a protein of 234 amino acids. Gene Ontology annotation, molecular function: opioid receptor binding.
AAGCAGUUGAACAAACCAAGAAGCUGAAGAUUGGACAUAACCGCCACACCUCAAGACCUGAAAGUGAGAGAGAGAUUGACCCGUUAUCACAGACAGUAGAUAUCCCAUUGGCUACUCUGACUAAGUUCCUGCUUCAUUUGUUUGUUUCCGGUGUGUGUUCCGUGAAGAAGUCAUGAAGACCCCAUUUUGGACCCUGCUGCUCUUAUGCUUGUGCUCCUCGGGUCACAGCGACUGCCAAGGGGACUGUUUGACCUGUGGACUCAUCCUACCUGAACACCAAGCGUUUAACACAUUGGUAUGUAUCCUGGAAUGUGAAGCACAGGCAUCUCCUGCAUUGACCUGGGAUUUGUGUUACCAGGCAGCAGGUCUGAACCAGCUUUCACUACCAUUACAGGAGGAGAAAACAUCAAAGCGCUCUGAGGAUGAAGCGGAGCCUCUGGCCACAGUGAGCAUAGAAAAUGACAAUGGUGUUGAGUAUACUGAGGCUUUGGAGCGGUUUCGACAAGCUGUGCAAGCACUCCGCAGCCAGCAGCCUUCAGAGGAAGAGGAGGAGAAACUGGAAAUUUCAUAUGACCCUGACCUUGACCCGAGGACAGAGGAGGACCAGGAAGGUAUAGGAGAAGAGAAGAGCGGUGAAGCAGCCGUAAGCAUAUCCAAGCGAUUUGGAGGCUUUAUGAAAGGUCGUCACGGUUUCCGGAAGUUGGUGAGCUCCGGAAGGCCUUUGCAGAAACGCUACGGUGGCUUCAUAGGGAUAAGGAAAUCUGCCCGCAAGUGGAACAACCAGAAGCGUGUGAGUCAGCUACUGAGGCAGUACCUGAGCUUGACGGGUCGCUCGGGGCGUUCAGGUCACACAAGCAACCUCUCCACUAGAAUCUGAAGACAGAAUGAAGUUUAGCUGGCCUUAGAGGACAGGCCCUGGCCUUUUCACUUACCUCAGCUCAACUGCUCAUCAGCCAUCAGUAACUGUGAACAUCUAUCAUCCACAACAGCCCAGAACUAGCUAAAUCUGUGUUUAAUCAAAGAAGCGGAAUAUUUUGUAUAGCGUUGGUUUUUAUCAUUGACAUUUCCAUUGACAGUCCUGUUCCUGACAUCAAAAACAUCUCAAUCAAGUCGUUAGGACAAAUAUUGCUGAUGAGAACUGAUUGUUCAUUACAGAAUCAAAACUCCUAGAAUUAACCUUGAAGCAUUGUGAAAAAAAUAAAAGGCAAAGCAGUGAAACUUGAA